Messenger RNA from Cydia amplana, 486 nucleotides. RefSeq names its product probable salivary secreted peptide. NCBI's taxonomy places the organism in Eukaryota, Metazoa, Arthropoda, Insecta, Lepidoptera, Tortricidae. The record is from RefSeq and is a predicted model, not a curated record. The transcript has 2 exons. The coding region runs from base 118 to 450 and encodes 110 amino acids.
AACACAUUUAGCAUUGAUAAACUGAUCCUCAAGUUUACGCAACGCGUGAGUCAGUAGGACUUGCUCAAUGAGUCAAAACGAUACUUUUAUAACCUAGAAAAUACACAAGUAAACAAAAUGAGACUAACGUUGCUAUUAAUAGUGCUCUGUGCCUUUUUGUGUCAAGCUAAGGAUUUAACGGUUGGGACUAGAGUGAAUAACCUGCUAAUUAAUACAGAGAAACUCGUCGUCAAACCAAUUCUGUUUUUAAGGAGAGAGAAGACAUACAGUUAUGUUGAUCCAAAACAGAGAACUAUUAAGGGCAUCAUAGCUCGCGACCUCUCCCGGACGAAGGCUGAACCUACAAUUACUGAGGGAGGUGUGGGCGAGAAGCACGUCUCUAUACACUUCAAGAGCGAGCGGGGAGAGGGGAUCAAUUACCUGAUACUGAUAUUUAGUAAUAAUGUUUGAUAAUAUAUGAUAGUUAAGGGUACACCUUUUCGACGG